Molecule: messenger RNA, 1044 nt
Organism: Pieris napi
Lineage: Eukaryota; Metazoa; Arthropoda; Insecta; Lepidoptera; Pieridae
Exons: 2
Coding region: 97-1044 (315 amino acids)
Biological process (GO): regulation of transcription by RNA polymerase II
Cellular component (GO): nucleus; transcription regulator complex
Molecular function (GO): DNA binding
Source: RefSeq, a predicted model, not a curated record
CCGAAACACAUAAGCGCGUUGCGGCGCCGCGCCGCUGAAAUCGGCAGUGCGCUAUAGCGGUGCGGCGCCGCAACGCACGACGUGAAUUCCAGCGUUAUGACGUCAUACUUGUUGACAAGGAUGCAGUUUGUUUCUAACACUCUUGCAAACAACACGUGUCAACCGAGAAGCAGUUUUAAAAUUAAAAUGUCUGACGUUGACGUCGAUCUUUUUAUAUCUUCGGUUCAGGAACACCGUUGUUUGUGGGAUACUAGUGACGAAACCUAUAAAGACAAAUUUAUAAAACAAGAAGCAUGGAAAAGCAUUUGUGAGAUCGUUUAUGUUGAUUACAAGGAAAAAAACUCAACCGAAAAAUCAAAACUGGGUAAUGAUUUAGUCAAGAAGUGGAAGGCCAUAAAAGAUAAUUUUGCUAAAUAUCAAAAAAAACUAAAAGAUGCCAAUCGAUCAGGAGCUGGAGCUGCAAAAAUUAAAGAAUAUCACUUGAAUAAACAAUUACAGUUUUUGAAAAAGGUUUCACAAAAUGCAACUGAUUCCAGUUUAUGCGUAGCGGAAGGAGAUAUUGAGAAUGAAAUAACGGCAUUGCCUCGUUAUAAAAGUCAACCACGAAAACGAAAGGCAGAUGAUAAGGAUGAUAUUGAAGAAGAUUUAUUGGCAAUAUUAAAAACACCGGAGAAUAGACAUUUGCAUUUUUUCAAGGGGAUUUUACCAUCUCUACAAUCGUUAAAUGAGAAUCAAACAUUGAUAUUUCAAAGUCGGGUGCUUCAAAUAUUAACCGACAUUCUUCAACCUUCAAUUCAUCAAAAUACACAUCACGGCUAUAAUCAAGAAUAUCAGCAUCAGGGUUACAAUCAAGGAUAUUCAACUAUGAGAUACGAUAAUACGGUUCAGAGUGGCUACCACACUUCUACUCCUGGAAGUUCGAUUACUGAACAGAGGACUACCUCAUCAUCAAACCAACAACGUCCAAUAAAUUCACCAUUUUUACUGGACGAAACGUCAGCUACUUCCUAUGUUUCACAAGAUGAGGAGUUUGAUUUUUCUUAA